Messenger RNA from Fonsecaea erecta, 837 nucleotides. RefSeq lists its product as hypothetical. The record is from RefSeq and is a predicted model, not a curated record. Gene Ontology annotation, cellular component: membrane; mitochondrion. NCBI's taxonomy places the organism in Eukaryota, Fungi, Ascomycota, Eurotiomycetes, Chaetothyriales, Herpotrichiellaceae. Gene Ontology annotation, biological process: mitochondrial respiratory chain complex IV assembly. Bases 1 to 837 code for a protein of 278 amino acids. The transcript has a single exon.
AUGGCCAAAUAUGACUUGAAGCUCCUUCGGUCACUUCUAUCGCGCUCGGGAGGGCCCUCUCGUUCUUGCAGCAAGGUCCAGUCUCGUCGCCUCGCAACCGAGAAGCCUCCGACACCACCGAGCAACAAUGAGGACUUUGUCUCGAUAGUUGAUGCUCCGCCACGCCUUGUGCGUACCGGCGAAAAACACAGUAAAGUCGGCAUUGCCCUCCUCUCGCUCAUACCCGUCACCGCCUUCGCUCUUGGAACCUGGCAAGUCCAACGGCUGGAUUGGAAGACCAAGCUCAUUGCAAAGUACGAAGACCGUCUCGUGCGGCCACCGCUGCCACUCCCGCCGAGGGUUGACCCUGAAGCAAUCCAUGAGUUUGACUAUAGAAGGGUGUAUGCCACGGGAAGGUUCAGACAUGACAAAGAGAUGCUCAUCGGGCCGAGGACGCAGGACGGCAAAGAUGGGUACAUGGUGGUCACUCCUCUGGAACGAGAAGGGGCGAGCACUAUCCUGGUGAACAGAGGAUGGAUCAGCAAAGAGAAGAGAUUUCAAGUCGACAGAGAUCCGGAGAGCCUGCCCAAGGGCGAGAUCACGGUAUCGGGGCUGCUCAGAGAGCCUUGGAAGAAGAAUUUCUUUACGCCCAAAAACCAGCCCGAGCAGGGCAAGUUUUACUUCCCCGAUGUUCACGAGAUGGCAGAGGCGGUGGGUGCUGAACCUGUCUGGAUCGAAGAAACCAUGACUCCAGACCUGUUGGUGAGCUACUCGCGAGAGGCGAAAGGGAUCCCGAUUGGGAGAGCACCAGAAGUCAAUCUGAGGAACAAUCAUUUGCAGUAUAUCUUUACAUGGUGA